Molecule: messenger RNA, 1290 nt
Organism: Camelina sativa (false flax)
Lineage: Eukaryota; Viridiplantae; Streptophyta; Magnoliopsida; Brassicales; Brassicaceae
Product: zinc finger BED domain-containing protein RICESLEEPER 2-like
Molecular function (GO): protein dimerization activity; DNA binding
Source: RefSeq, a predicted model, not a curated record
AUGAAAGGAGAGUUUAUGCAUGUGAGAUGUGCUGGUCAUAUCAUUAAUUUGAUAGUGAGAGACGGGUUGACUGAAGUUUCUGAGAAUUUACUUGCAAUCAGGAAUGCUAUAUCUUAUUUUAGAUCCCACUCAAAUAGGCAAAACGCAUUUGACCAGAAGAUAGAUUCUGUUAGGAUGACAAGGGGUCGUUUGCCUUUGGAUGUUAAGACUAGGUGGAAUUCGACUUAUUUGAUGUUGCAGAGGGCAAUUAAGUACAAGGUAGCAUUUGAUAAGAUGGAGACAGAAGACAAGCUAUACAAUGAUCAUUUCUUGGAGAUUGAUAAUGGAAAAAAGAGAGUUGGACCUCGUAGCUUCAAUGAUUGGCGUGCAGUUGAAAGGUUAGACAAGUUUUUAGAGAUUUUUUACAACUCAAUAUUGAUUGUCUCGGCUUCUACUAAACUGAAUUCUCAUAAGUGUUAUGGAGAGAUUGUCAACAUAUCAACCAAUCUUGACCUGCUGUGUUCUAGUUAUGAUUCUGAGUUGAAGAUAAAGGCUGAGGAAAUGUAUAAGAAGUUUGAUAAGUACUGGGAUGGGAUUAGUAAUAUCAAGCUGAUGUUGAUAAUAGCGACAAUAUUUGAUCCUAGUAAGAAGCUUCAUUUUGCUAAGAUUUGUUUUGCUGAGUUGUAUGGUGCAGAGACUCCAACAUAUAAAGAGAUGUAUGACAAGGUUUAUAAUCUUCGGAUUGAUAUGUUCAAGGAGUAUAGUGAUCGGUAUGCUAAAUCUCAGCCUUCUCAGUCUUCUCAGUCAUCUCCGUCAUCUCAGUCUCAGCCUUUUCAGUCAUCUCAGCCAGAUGUGAGUGAAGCAGAUAGUGUUCCUCGUCUUUUCACAAUUGAUAAAAGGUACAAAGCAGCGUUAAAUGAGAUUGGAGUUCAAGUAACAAAAGAUGAGUUGACUACAUACCUGAAAGAGGCUGUUGAGAAUCCAGAUGUGAUGAUGGGGACUGAGUGUGAUGUUCUAUCUUGGUGGAAAGUCAAUUGUGGUAAGUACCCUAUUCUAUCACAAAUGGCUCGUGAUGUCUUUGCUAUGCAAGUGUCAUCUAUAGCAUCUGAAAGUGCUUUUAGCACAAGUGGUAGGAUAAUAAAACCAUGUAGAAGUUGUCUAACUCCCUAUAUGGUUGAGGUUUUGAUGUGUACUGAGCAGUGGAUGAAACAAGACAUUGCAAUUGAAUCAAGAGUUCUUACCAAUGCUCAAAUUCUGGCAGAAGUACAAUAUGAAGAUCAACUUGAAAAAGAGUUCUGCAUUGAAGUUUAA